AUCGGAUCCGAGCAGUACAACAGGAACAUAAUAUCUUCUAAGCUCCAUGCGCCACGUUGGAGCCAACAAUCUAGGCGUCGCAUUCACAAUCACACUAAAGUAAGCUCACAACCUACACGCGGGGCGAGUCGUGGAUUACCCAGGCCACGCAAGCUUUACAGGCCAACAUACGCAACAUUCAUCCUCGUGUUUCCGCCACCCUACCUCGACUCUCGUGUACCUCGUACCCUGUUCUACCCGUCUCUCAUAUCGAACCUCAUAUACAGGCCUUGCUCCUUCACUAUUGCGAACAAUUCAUGAUCAACGCAUAUCCCAUAUGUGCUAGCGGAGCAUUCAUACGCACUAUUUCCACCUCACGCCUCUUAGACACGGUCUUAUAAAGAUGGUCAGUCGGAAGCCAGUCGCCGACAAUCUCGUUCCAAAACCGCUGUCCCAAGCCAUCAACAACCCUCCGUACCCGAUCAGUCCGACUGAAGACCAUGCGCCGAUGUCACAAUCUCCUGCGACCGAAACACAAGAUAUAACUCUUCACAAUGCAUCCGCAAGUCCGGAGACCCCUGCUUCUACAUUGGAGACUUUGAAGCAGCUCCACGAACAGACUGAUCCUAAGCAAAACCAGUCGGACUCGGAUGAUGAUCACGAAUGGGAUUCGGAUUUCGAAGAGAUUGAUGUAGAUGAAGCCCCAAGAAAGCACGAUUUGCCUGCAGCACUUAAAGUUGGUGGCUUGGCGUCUCCGAGACCACAGCCAGGUAGCCUCCCCUCGACACUGCGCGUUGGACCACCGGAAGGUGUGCCUAAGAUAUUUCGAGAGAGUCCUGAUCCCACGCCACCCCUCGUUGAGCCAUCUAGCUAUACUGCGAGUACCACAUCUAGCCAAGGUCUGCCUUUGCAGUCUCAUAAUCCCUACCUUAGUUACCAAUCUACAGGACAAUCAAGUGUGUCUAGUAAGGAUGGUCUCGCCCAGCCUAUCAAGACAGGUAUGGCUGCAACGAAUCCGUGGGCUGCCAGCUUGGCUGCGGUAGAGCUACCAUCGCAGCGGACGCCCGUUGAAGAAGUAUCAAGACUUUCUAUGAGUGGACUUGAAGUCCACGACGCGGACGAUUCGCCUGGGACAAGUCACGCCCCAAUAAUCCCUAGCAGAGCUGAGGAACAAUUAAAACGCCAAAACUCAAGUCCCUGGGAUCCUGGCAUGGAUAUAUCGUCAUUGGAUGCCUUUAGCUCGCGUAACCAUCGCCUGCCUUCUACGCAGGAAAAUGAUGAGAAUCCGCAAACUCGAACUUGGCAGGAGCAGCAAGAUUGGGAGCGCAGAGAACGUGAAAAACAACAAAUGGAGCUGGCGGCCGCAGCCGAAAGAGCACAAAAGCGCCAAGCAGAACAGAACGCCGAAGAUGAAUGGUUCAGAGGAGAAGCUGCUUUUAGUGCAUCUCAUUCAGCACAUCAGCCGUCUCUACUCGAUCAAGCUCUUCCUUUGCCACCACGGAAUGAUGCUGGGCCAAUAAGACCACACGUCAACACCGACGGUCAGCCAACCAGCAGACCUGAGAUUGAAACACCUAGCACGAGAUCCCAAAGGCAACGCAAAGAGCAUUAUCAGAUCAAGCAUAUGCGAUGGUACGAUGCCAAGAAGCAAGGAUUCCGACCAGCACCCAUUCUUACACAAAAUACGAAUGGACCCUGCCCCUUACUUGGUCUUGUCAACGCUCUGGUCCUGUCGACGCCUCAUGGAGAGGAAACGGCUUUGAUAGAAACGCUACGAACCCGUGAACAAGUCAGCCUGGGACUCUUAUUGGAUGCUGUGUUCGAUGAACUGAUGUCAGGUCGACGAGGAGAUGCUGCGCAACAGCUUCCAGACGUUGGUGAUUUGUAUUCGUUUCUCGUAACAUUACAUACCGGUAUGAAUGUCAAUCCACGUUUCGUCAAGGCCGAUGGUGCACCAACUCGAGCGCCAAGCGGAUUCGAGAGCACGAAAGAGCUACGGAUGUAUAGCACGUUCAACAUCCCAUUGAUCCAUGGCUGGCUUCCGCCAAGUGAGUCUCGAGCAUACGCCGCAUUUGACAGGAUAGCCCAGACGUACGAAGAUGCACAGAACGUCCAGUUCCACGAAGAGGAGUUAGAGACAAAGCUACAGGCCCAAGGCCUGACACCUCAAGAGCAGGAUAUGUUUCAGGAUUUACAGUCCAUUAAGGACUUCUUCCGCACUUGGCCAACGCAACUUACAGAAUACGGGCUAGACGUCAUCACGCAGAAUAUUAAGCCUGGCCAAGUGGCUAUCCUGUUUCGGAACGAUCAUUUUUCAACACUGUAUAAAGAGCCACGCACGGGGCGAAUCUUCACGCUUGUCACCGAUGCAGGCUAUUCCCGCCAUGAAGAGAUCGUAUGGGAAAGUCUUGUAGACGUGCAUGGUCGAGGUAGCGAAUUGUUCUCGGGCGACUUCAGACCAGUAGGUAAUAUGUCAGACGCCAAUACUGUUAGCAAUGAGGCCGAGGAACGCCCGAUCAGGAGUUUACUGGAUGCCGAUGAUGAUCAAGGUUGGCAAGCCGUAAGGAACAACCGAAGCGGUCAGCCUCGGCCACAAGAUCCCGCGCCUCUCACAGGCUCCACUAUAGAACCGACCGCAGGAUCGCCUCCCGCUGCUUCAACAGAACAGGAAGAUCAUGAUCUUGCUCUAGCUUUACAGCUCCAGGAAGAAGAAGAGGAUCGACAUCGCCGAGAUUUAGCAGCUCGAAGACGACGCGAGAACGAGCUAUCUGAGCAGUUCAUAUCUUCGAGCAAUGGCAGAGAUGGCACCGGUGCCUCCCCAGCUGGACUAGGUGGGCCGCAGAUUCGACCGAUGAUCCCACCUCGAAGAACUCACAACAACAAUGGAGGCAAUGGUGCUGUAUCAGCUCCAUCUGAUGGACAUGAAGAUGCGCCGCCCCCGACGUACGAACAAGCGGCAGCUGGUCGUCCUUAUAACCCGCCUCGCACACACCCAGCGAGUGCCCAUGCACCGAUACAGCCUGCUCGGCCUGUAGCUACGAACCAAAGUGCAUAUACUCAGGCGAGUGGAGUCGGUGGUAGGAGGAGAGCUUCUGGACCAGGUCUUAUAAGCCAAGUUCCCGGAAGUCGUUUACCGGGGCGCCGUCCGAUGUCGAGUGUAGGCCCAAAUCAGCUGGGUCAAGGCCAUGCUGCUACCGGUGAAGACCGCGAGAAGUGCAUUGUCAUGUAAGAUAGAUUUUGGUCUGGAUCUGAGCAUUACUAGCGAGCGUUAAGAGGUCUUGGUGUGCAUAGGGUCUGCUUUUCAAGUGUUUGAGUUUCCUUCCUAUACCCAGCGUUGAUAGACGUAGCGACGUCAUAGUUCCACAGGUUCUUGGACUUUAUCUCAUCUACGCUGACCUCAGCUCUGCAUUGCUUCCUGUAGCCCAUUUGCGUAGUCAAAGGGAACUGCUCCUGUGAUGGUCGGCAUCCGCACGUUGCGCAAGACUUUGAAAGGGUCUAGAACUGUCCAUGGCUUCCCAUUCGACUCUGCUUGGAUGGGAAUUGACCGCAAACGUCGUAUUUGCCCCUGAUUUGAAUCGAGAAGAUAAAUGUGUAGCCUAUGCAAAGGCUUGCUUUCCGUCGCCGACGCCAUCACAGACACCAGCAUCGAUACCUGUUGCCUCAAUCCAGCGGGCAAUCCGGGCCCACCACAAUUAUACUUGACCAU
This is a messenger RNA of Pseudovirgaria hyperparasitica, 3685 nucleotides long. RefSeq lists its product as uncharacterized. Bases 383 to 3208 code for a protein of 941 amino acids. The record is from RefSeq and is a predicted model, not a curated record. Gene Ontology annotation, cellular component: cytosol; cell periphery. Gene Ontology annotation, biological process: protein K48-linked deubiquitination. Gene Ontology annotation, molecular function: cysteine-type deubiquitinase activity; cysteine-type carboxypeptidase activity; K48-linked deubiquitinase activity. The transcript has 2 exons. Lineage: Eukaryota; Fungi; Ascomycota; Dothideomycetes; Acrospermales; Acrospermaceae.